Molecule: messenger RNA, 822 nt
Organism: Lagopus muta (rock ptarmigan)
Lineage: Eukaryota; Metazoa; Chordata; Aves; Galliformes; Phasianidae
Gene: OLIG3
Product: oligodendrocyte transcription factor 3
Molecular function (GO): protein dimerization activity
Source: RefSeq, a predicted model, not a curated record
AUGAAUUCUGACUCCAGCUCCGUCUCCAGCAGAGCCUCCUCGCCGGACAUGGACGAGAUGUACCUGCGGGAGCACCGCCACCACCACCACCACCACCACCCGGAGAGCCGCCUCAACCCCGUCUCUUCCACGCAGGGCGACCUGGUGCAGAAGAUGGCCGGGGAGGGCCUGGCCCGGGGCGGCCCCAAGGCGCAGGGGGAGGGCGGCAAGUACAAGAUCAAGAAGCAACUCUCGGAGCAGGACCUGCAGCAGCUGCGGCUCAAGAUCAACGGGCGGGAGCGCAAGCGGAUGCACGACCUCAAUCUGGCCAUGGAUGGGCUGCGGGAGGUGAUGCCCUACGCGCACGGCCCCUCCGUCCGGAAACUCUCCAAAAUCGCCACCCUGCUGCUGGCCAGAAACUACAUCCUGAUGCUCACCAGCUCCCUGGAGGAGAUGAAACGCCUGGUGGGGGAGAUCUACGGUGGCCACCACUCGGCCUUCCACUGCGGCACCGUGGGCCACUCCGCCGCCGCGCACCCGCCCCACGCAGCCGGAGCCGUGCACCAGGUGCACCCCAUCCUCGGCGGGGCCCUCUCCUCCGCCAACGCGUCCCCGUCGCUGCCAGCCUCGCUGCCGGCCCUGGGCACCAUCCGGCCGCCCCACUCCCUGCUGAAGACCCCCUCCACUCCCCCCGCGCUGCAGCUCGGCGGCGGCUUCCAGCACUGGGCCGGCUUGCCGUGCCCCUGCACCAUCUGCCAGGUGCCCCCCCCGCCUCACCUCUCUGCCCUCUCCGCCUCCGGCAUGGGCCGGAUCUCGGCGGACACCAAGGACCUGCUGAAGUGA